AUGGUUGACAAUGAAGCGAUUUAUACAAUUUGUAAGAAAUAUUUGCAUGUUUCAACGCCAAAUUAUAACAAUUUGAACAGGAUUAUAUCACAGGUACCUAAAUAAUACCUGAAUUCUUCAGAUUAAAUUUUAACUUUUAUUCGGAUUUCCAGGUUGUUUCCUCGAUCACAGCUUCUCUUCGAUUCGAUGGUGCGCUGAAUGUUGAUCUAAAUGAAUUCCAGACAAAUCUAGUUCCAUAUCCCCGUAUUCAUUUCCCAUUAGUCGCUUAUUCUCCCCUUCUUUCUUCUGCAAAUCACGAACUUUUAUCAGUCAAACAAAUCACGGCAUCUUGUUUCGAACCAUCGAAUCAAAUGGUCAAAUGUAAUUCGAAAAAUGGAAAAUAUAUGGCAAUUUGUUUAUUGUAUCGAGGAGAUGUUGUUCCGAAAGAUGUGAAUUCGGCGAUUUCAAACAUCAAGACAAAUCGAAUUGUUCAAUUUGUUGAUUGGUGUCCGACUGGUUUUAAAGUUGGCAUUAAUUAUCAGCCACCAACGAUUGUUCCGCAAUCAGAUAUGGUUAAAGUUCCACGAGCUGUUUGUAUGUUAUCAAAUACAACUGCGAUUGCUGAAGCGUGGCAUCGACUUGAUUAUAAAUUUGAUUUGAUGUAUAACAAAAGAGCAUUUGUUCAUUGGUAAGGGGAAAUUGGGGUACUGUAAAUUUGAACUACAUUAUUGGAAAAACUCGGAAUUUGUGGUUCAGUAGCAUCUAUGAGCUUAAAAAAUAAAGAAAAAAUUCUCAUGUUAAAAAAUCCAAAAGUCAAAUCAAUUUUAACAAGGAAAAAAUUGAUAAUUAAAUUCUUCAAGAAAUUUUCUGAAUUAUUUUUCCGAAAUUCAAAUUUCUGGAGGCACAAUAAUUAAAUCUUUUUAAAAAUUAAUCCUGGAUAAUUUAGGUUUCAAACUGUUUUGAACUAGAAAAUGGUAAUUUUGAAAUGAUUUUCUCCAUAUUCUAUAAAUCAAAAAACUUCAAUCAAAAAUUCUGGAAAUUUUUUUGAAACAUUUUUCUGGGUACACCAAAGUUUCUAACAGAUUUUUUUGGAAAUUGAAAUUCCUGGAGUUUUAGUCAAUAAUUUUCAACAAAGUUUUUUUACAGGUAUGUUGGUGAAGGAAUGGAAGAAGGAGAAUUUUCCGAAGCUCGAGAAGAUAUGGCGGCACUUGAAAAAGAUUAUGAAGAAGUUUCGAGAGAUUCAAACGACGAUGAAGAAGAUGAAUAUUAG
Molecule: messenger RNA, 1249 nt
Organism: Caenorhabditis angaria
Lineage: Eukaryota; Metazoa; Nematoda; Chromadorea; Rhabditida; Rhabditidae
Source: the annotation of a GenBank genome assembly